Molecule: messenger RNA, 2404 nt
Organism: Pongo pygmaeus (Bornean orangutan)
Lineage: Eukaryota; Metazoa; Chordata; Mammalia; Primates; Hominidae
Gene: UPP2
Product: uridine phosphorylase 2
Exons: 7
Coding region: 190-1140 (316 amino acids)
Biological process (GO): uridine catabolic process; nucleotide catabolic process
Cellular component (GO): cytosol; cytoplasm
Molecular function (GO): uridine phosphorylase activity
Source: RefSeq, a predicted model, not a curated record
AUAGGAAAAUUUAAAAUGCUAAAGGAAAAAUUUUCUUAGCAAUUUCACAGGAAAACCUAAGUUUUAAGAGAGGGUAUCAUUCUAACUGGGAACUGAACUAUUGUGACCAGAUCUAUAAUUUAAUAGCAAGUCACAAUAUUUCUCUUUCUUGACAUCAAUUUAAGAGUGACUAUUCACAUAGUAGAGAGAAUGGCUUCGGUUAUACCUGUCUCCAAUAGUUCCAUGAAAUCUGACAGGAAUACAUACAUUGGAAAAAGGUUUGUUCAUGUUAAAAAUCCUUACUUGGAUUCGAUGGAUGAAGACAUUCUCUAUCACUUGGAUUUGGGAACAAAAACACACAACCUACCAGCAAUGUUUGGAGAUGUAAAGUUUGUCUGUGUCGGUGGGAGCCCCAACAGAAUGAAAGCAUUUGCACUGUUUAUGCACAAGGAGCUCGGGUUGGAGGAAGCUGAAGAAGACAUAAAAGACAUCUGUGCUGGGACAGACAGAUACUGUAUGUACAAAACUGGGCCUGUGCUCGCCAUCAGUCACGGCAUGGGCAUCCCCUCCAUUUCUAUUAUGCUUCAUGAACUCAUCAAAUUACUCCACCAUGCACGGUGCAGCGACGUCACCAUUAUUAGAAUCGGUACAUCAGGGGGAAUAGGGAUUGCACCAGGGACUGUUGUAAUAACGGAUAUAGCUGUAGACUCCUUUAAGCCCCGGUUUGAACAGGUCAUUUUGGACAACAUCGUCACCCGAAGUACUGAACUUGACAAGGAACUGUCUGAAGAACUGUUCAACUGUAGCAAAGAAAUCCCCAACUUCCCAACCCUCAUUGGACAUACAAUGUGUACCUAUGAUUUUUAUGAAGGCCAAGGCCGACUAGAUGGAGCACUGUGCUCCUUUUCCAGAGAAAAAAAGUUAGACUACUUGAAGACAGCAUAUAAAGCUGGUGUCAGGAAUAUUGAAAUGGAAUCUACAGUGUUUGCAGCUAUGUGUGGACUCUGUGGUCUAAAAGCUGCUGUGGUCUGUGUGACACUUCUCGACAGACUCGACUGUGAUCAGAUCAACUUGCCUCAUGAUGUCCUGGUGGAGUACCAGCAAUGGCCUCAGCUCCUAAUCUCCAACUUCAUCAGACGGCGGCUUGGACUUUGUGACUAGACAUCCUAACUGGGCAGCCCAACGCUCCCCUGCAAGUUUGUAGCUCAAGUUGUAAUGUGAAAGUCAUAUUUUAUUUGUGGCAUUUUUAUAUAGUUCUCAUCCACAUGCUAAAUGGAAAGACUUUAUGAAAUCCUUCUCUCUUAAAAAGGAAUUUAUUGUAAAAGAAUACUCACACUAAAUUAAAUUCAAAUUUCAUUUUAGAAUAAGUUAAUUAAAUCAGUCUAAUAAUUAAAAUUUUAAAACUCCUGGAUUAUGACAUUUGGAGUUUCAUAUGCAGCAUUAAUUAAGCUCACAUCAAAAUAGACCAGCCAUUUGCAGAUACAGUUACCAGUCACUCUGUUUCUGAAACCAAUCCAGAAAUUCAUGUUAGAACAUUGUCAGGCACUUCUAGGUAUUGGAUAAGUGACAGAAACCGAUCAUCCAUAUUCAAAAUAUUUACAGAAAAAAGUGUCAGUGAAAUGUAGGUCUAUACGGAAAAGUUACCAUUAGGAAAAUAUGGCCAUACUUCUUUUUUACCCCUGCACAAUUUCAGCGCACCACAGAAUAGGAUUAGAGAUUUACAUAUGCCUGUUUGUGAUUUUAUCUCAGAAUAUAACAACUCUGGAUUACAUUUUCCUCUCAAAUGAAAACCCUCAGUAAUGCAAAGAAAGGCCUUCCUUUUUCUUCAGAAUCACAAGUGACUAAAUUGCCUUCUAGCCAUUUUUUCUUGUAAAAAAAGUGUUUUGAGGAGGCUGUAUUUUUUAUUCCAUUUCAAUAUUAACCAAAUAGGCUGAGAAAUUCAUAGCAAUUGAAUUAAGACUUGAGUUCAAGAUGUUAAAGGAAUCCUUUUGUGUGACUUGUCCAGACCGGCCUAUUGCCCUACCCGUUUGAUUCUCUAGGAGGCAUGGUGCUCCUCCUGGCUGCACAUGCUCUCUGUGAACUGAUCGCAUCUUGGGUUGUUCUCAAUUUGACAUACUUGGGAGUUGGAAUGACCGGAUGGGGGAUGGGUGGAGGAUGACUGGCACACUGUAUAGUAUGUAAUGUUGUGUACAUAUUAUUUAUAUGGUUGUGGCUCAAAUAAAGUUUAAUUCCAACACAGUACCGAUUAUUUGGGUCCCAGAGCCAUUGUCACACGUGAUCAAAUGGAGGCUUGGGUGGGAAACAGGUCCUAGGCCAGUUGAGUCUGAAUUGGCCUGCUCCUGGGUGGGGAAUGGCUUUCUCUUUCAAGCAAUGACAAUAAACAAGAGGUAUUUAUCAUCACCAAUAAACAAUCCCCCAAGAGGUA